AUGGCAUCCGCAUCCGCCCCACUGUUCAAGUUCACCGUCUUCAUCUACAAGAAAGAUUGCGUCCCUUACGACAAGUUCGUCAAAUGGGCUACGGAGGACUACCCAAGGAAGCCGGUCCCGUGUUUGCCAAAUGGACCGGCCCAGGUGGACCGCUUGGACUACGAUAUUGCCAUGACCUACUACGUCGACAGCCUCGACAAGGUCAAGGCCAUGACAACGAGCCUCGAGUGGGCGGAGCUCAAAACGGGCUACGCGGCCAACGGCAAUGUCGACAUUGGCCACUUUGUCGUUGUCCACGAGAAGAUUCUGUUCAAAGACAAUGCGUAG
Messenger RNA from Lasiosphaeria miniovina, 327 nucleotides. RefSeq lists its product as uncharacterized. The transcript is spliced from 2 exons. The coding region runs from base 1 to 327 and encodes 108 amino acids. NCBI's taxonomy places the organism in Eukaryota, Fungi, Ascomycota, Sordariomycetes, Sordariales, Lasiosphaeriaceae. The record is from RefSeq and is a predicted model, not a curated record.